CAGCGACGUACCAAUGGCGCUCCGCAUCGUCACCUCGCGUCUCGCGCGCGCCACUGCGCAGGCCGCCCCCGGUUUCUACGCCGGCGCGGCCCGUCACAUGUCCCAGGAGACGGACAUCGUGAAGGAUGUCUUCGUCGAGCAACAGAAAAAAUUCCGCGCUCUGCUGGACGCGACCAAGGACCUGGAGAUCCCGACGAGCGGCGACAAGGCGGCCAUCGCCGACUACGCCCAGAAGCGCUACGAUAUCAUGAAGAAGCUCGGCAUUCCCUCCACCGAGGAGCGCAUCGAGAUGAUCCUCAAGUCCGGAAAGGAGCCCGGCAUGACCGCGCGCGACUACCUCGCGUUCGUCUCGGAACAGCGCAAGGCGAUGGGCGUAUCCGACGAGUCUGGACUCACGCGUGCGCUCGAGACGGCGCUCGGGGAGAUCGAGGGCAAGAGCGGCAAGCCCGUGAUGGUGGACGACGCGGCCGGGAUGAAGACGCUGUACUCCAAGGUCGAGGCGCUCGUGAAGGAGAUGGGCCUGGAGCAGGGGGACGCCAAGAAGGAGUCCAUGGUCCUCGAGGCGGAGUACGAGAUCCAAAAGCUGCAGGAGGAGGUUGCCAAGAACAAGGCGUGAGCUCGGCUCCGCCGCGCGCACGAGCCCCUCACCCGGCGUUGUUUUUUCGUUAAUCCCUGUAGCAGUAACACAAGUUGUAGAACCACGAGAGCACAUUUUCUCAUC
Micromonas commoda is the source of this 721-nucleotide messenger RNA. RefSeq lists its product as hypothetical. The coding region runs from base 14 to 616 and encodes 200 amino acids. The transcript has 2 exons. NCBI's taxonomy places the organism in Eukaryota, Viridiplantae, Chlorophyta, Mamiellophyceae, Mamiellales, Mamiellaceae. Gene Ontology annotation, biological process: pollen development. The record is from RefSeq and is a predicted model, not a curated record.